Messenger RNA from Oncorhynchus keta (chum salmon), 4341 nucleotides. It is a transcript of the gene eif4ea, whose product is annotated as eukaryotic translation initiation factor 4ea. Gene Ontology annotation, cellular component: cytoplasm; eukaryotic translation initiation factor 4F complex. Gene Ontology annotation, biological process: translational initiation. The coding region runs from base 118 to 765 and encodes 215 amino acids. NCBI's taxonomy places the organism in Eukaryota, Metazoa, Chordata, Actinopteri, Salmoniformes, Salmonidae. The record is from RefSeq and is a predicted model, not a curated record. Gene Ontology annotation, molecular function: RNA 7-methylguanosine cap binding; translation initiation factor activity. The transcript is spliced from 7 exons.
CUCACAUCUGUGAGCAUGCGCAGUUAGGUUUACCAUACUUGGUUGUCAUGUUGGAAAGCGCAAUCCAAUCCGCUUUUAUGUUUCACAUUACAGAAUUGUGAAUCCGAUAAUCAGAAGAUGGCGACAGCUGAGUCGGAAUCAAGUUUGAAUCCCCCUAAUUCCGAGGCGAAAAAAAGUGAAACUGGUCAAGAAAUUGUAAAUCCUGAAGAUUACAUCAAACAUCCACUACAAAAUAGAUGGGCUCUGUGGUUCUUUAAGAAUGACAAAACGAAAACCUGGCAAGCAAACCUCCGUCUCAUCUCCAAGUUUGACACAGUGGAAGACUUCUGGGCUCUGUAUAAUCACAUCCAACUAUCAAGUAACUUGAUCUCCGGCUGUGACUACUCACUUUUCAAGGAUGGUAUCGAGCCCAUGUGGGAGGACGAGAGGAACAAGCGUGGUGGCAGGUGGCUCAUCACACUUUCCAAACAGCAGCGCAGGGCCGACCUCGACCGCUUCUGGCUGGAAACGCUCCUGUGCCUAGUGGGCGAAGCCUUCGAUGACCACAGUGAUGAUGUAUGCGGGGCAGUAGUUAACAUCCGAACGAAAGGAGACAAACUUGCGAUAUGGACAACAGACUACGAAAACAAGGAUGCUAUUACACACAUAGGACAAGGGUGGAAGGAGAGGUUAGGCGUGCCACACAAGGUGAUCAUCGGAUAUCAAUCACACGCGGACACUGCCACCAAGAGUGGUUCCACCACCAAGAACAAGUUUGUUGUCUAAGGAGGUUUUUUUUUGUUGGUUGGUUGUUUUUCCUUUCCGUUUCCAUGGCGUUUGUUGAAAUGCUGUUGCGAAGUUUAAUCUGCUACCCAAUUGAAACCAAAGCUUCAACACAGACAAUUGCCUUUAUUCAAUCAAUUGCAAUAUGAUUUCACAACAAAAUGGUCUCAUUCAAACAAACCUAUACCUUCGAUGAAGGGUGGGAAUAACCAUGAGAAUUGAAAUACCAAAAAAAUACCCCCCAAAAGUUAUCCAUGUUCUUUUUUUUAUUCGCCAUUUCCCUUUUCUUACUGAGGAUAUACUAGGAGGCUUUUUUAAAAUAUAUUUUAUGUUUAACAGCAUCACACUCGUAGCUGCCAGGGAUUUGUCUCCGUAAGUGUGUUUUCGGGACGCCUAAUUCCAAACUGUAAAAGAAAAAUAUAUAAAAAAAUAUAUAUAUAUUACCAGUCAAAAGUUUGGACACACCUACUCAUUCAAGGGUUUUUCUAUAUUUGUACUAUUUUUUUACAUUAAUAGUGUAGAUAUAAUAGUAGUGUAGUAAUAGUGUAGAUAUCAAUAAUAGUGUAGAUAUCAACUAUAAAAUAACACAUGGAAUCAUGUAGUAACCAAAAAAGUGUUAAACAAAUCAAAAUAUAUUUUAUAUUUAAGAUUCUUCAAAGUAGCCACCCUUUGCCUUGAUGACAGCUGUGCAUACUCUUGGCAUUCUCUCAACCAGCUUCAUCUGGAAUGCUUUUUUUCCAUCUGGAAUGCAGUCUUGAAGGAGUUCCCACAAAUGCUGAGCACUAUAAUGCAUUUUCGGAAUGUAAAAUUGCUUUCAGUGUAAACUUAAACAGCAAAAAACAAAUAAGGAUGUAUAAAAUAUAUGUUUUUUAUUUAUUUAAUAUAAUCUAUCAGUCAUCAAACUAAUUGCUGAACAGUCAGGAGAAUAAUAAAACAUUCCCAACUCAUCCCAAACCAUCUCAAUUGAGUUGAGGUCAGGUGAUUGUGGAAGCCAGAUCAUCUGAUGCAACACUCCAUCACUCUCCUUGGUCAAAUAGCCCUUACACAGCCUGGAGGUGUGUUGGGUCAUUGUCCUGUUGAAAAACAAAUGAUAGUCCCACUAAGCGCAAACCAGAUAGGAUGGCGUAUUGCUGCAGAAUGUUGUCGUAGCCCUGCUGGUUAAGCGUGCCUUGAAUUCUUAAUAAAUCACUGACUGUCACCAGCAAAGCACUGUCACACCACCUCGUCCAUGCUUCACGGUGGGAACCACACAGGCAAAGAUUAUCUGUUCACCUACACUUUGUCUCACAAAGACACAGCGGUUGGAUGCAAAAAUCUCAAAUUUGGAGUCAUCAGACGAAUGGACAGAUUUCCACUGGUCUAAUGUUCCAUUGCUUGUGUUUCUUGGCCUAAGCAUGUCUGUUCUUCUGUUUGGCGAAGGCCUGAUUCACACAGUCUCCUCUGAACAGUUGAUGUUGAGAUGUGUCUGUUACUUGAACUCUGUGAAGCAUUUAUUCGGGCAGCAAUUUCUGAGGCUGUUAACUACGGAACUUAUCCUCUGCAGCAGAGGUAACUCUGGUUCUUGCUUUCCUGUGGUGGUCCUCAUGAGAGCUAGUUUCUCUAUGGUGCUUGAUGGUUUUAGCGACUGCACUUGAAGGAACUUUCAAAGUUCUUGAUAUUCUCCGGAUUGACUGACCUUCAUGUCUUAAAGUAAUGAUGGACUGUCAUUUCUCUUUGCUUAUUUGAGCUUUUCUUGCCAUAAUAUGGACUUGGUCUUUAACCAAAUAGCCGUAUCUUCUGUAUACCAUCCCUACCUUGACACAACACAACUGAUUGGCUCAAAUGCAUUAAGAAGGAAAUUCUAGAAAUGAACUUUAACAAAGCACACCAGUUAAUUGAAAUGCAUUCCAGGUAACUACAUCAUGAAGCUGGUUGAGAGAAUGCCAUGAGUGUGCAAAGCUGUCAUCAAGGCAAAGGGUGGCUACUUUGAAGAAUCUCAAAUGUAAAUUAUAUUUUUUGGGUUAUUACAUGAUUGCAUAUGUUAUUUCAUAGUUUUGAUGUCUUCACUAUUAUUCUACAAUGUAGAAAAUAGUAGAAAUACAGAACCCCUGGAAUGAGUAGAUGUGUCCAAACUUUAGACUGGUAGUGUAUGUGUAAAAUGUAGAGAGAGAGCUACAUGUUUGGGAAUAUAAACUUAAGUAGCAAUAUAAUAUCAUCUUUGAGAACUAACAAUUAUCAAAAUAAACACUGAACAGUCAGGGGAAUUUUAAAUUCCCCUAACAAUGUAUCAGUAUUUAAGUUUGAGCAGAAUAAGACAGUAUUAGCCAUGGCAAAAUGCAUAGAAUUGCAGUUUGUUCUUUAACUGCUAAAUGUUCUCUCAGGUCCAUUGCAAAAUGUUUAGAAUUGGAAGAAAUUAACUUUAAAACUGCAAAAAUGUAAUUCAAAAAAACAUCAAUAUUGGGGGCCUAAAAUGGGUUUACUAAAUUCAGCAGCACUGACCACGCCCCCUUUCCAAGCCCCCACCUAAGCUCCUUUUUGAUCCCAAUAAAGCGCAGCCAGGGUUAUCUUUUUGCCAAAUGUAGUUUGUUUUACCAGAUCUCAAGAAGUGCUGUAGUUUCUUCCAUUGAAUCUCAGUUCAUUAUUUUCAAUUGGUUUAGCCUUAAAGUGGUGAAUGUUGACCGAUACUAUAGUUUUGCUUUCAGUAAAAUGUUCACAACUUUUGGUAUUGCAGAUCUAUUUAGUGUUAUUUUUAUUUCUCUCACAAUAUUGUAUUAUUCAUGUAAACCUGUAUUGUUUAAAAAAAAAACAUUUUCUAAGCGCAUCAAGAUGCUUUAAUAAAGUGUAUGUUAAACUGUACUUGUAUUCAUUGGAGGUGUAUUAGGUGUAACUGAAUGCCUUGCUUUGGCACCUUGUCCUGCUCCUAUGAACAUGGUACAAAAGAUGACUGUAAAUAAAUGUAAAGUAUGUUGUCUUGAAGCUGGAAAUUGAGAGAGAGUAUUCUGUUUAAAUGGAUGUUGAUGCCUGUAGUCUUGUUCAAAACUACUGUUUCAGAGAAGCUUUCUUCAUCUGUAUCAAGUCCCACCAGACUCAUUCACAGUGCAAUUGUAUGCCUAAAAAGGUGAUAAAGGCAUUUGAUUUAUUUUCCACGAGCCAUUCAAAAGAGCACAUCAAGAUAAACCUCUUAAUGAUGCACUCCAGGAUCUUAAGCACAAAAAAAUGUUUAACAUGUCAUUUGAAUUCGAAUCGUAACAAAUCACCCAAAUAUAUAUUUUUUGCAGGGUGUAAUGUAAGAUAUGGAUGACUUGGUGCACAAUUUGACAUACUACACAAAAAACAGGGACCACUUUUAGCUCCUGACCACCACUUUCAAAACUACUGUCUGGCUGAAUUUAUACUGAAGUUUCAGAGUGCGUUGUUCAUUCUCAUUUUCAUGCAAAUAUUCUAAAAUCCGCAAAAGGAAAAUGUGGAUUUUCCCACCAGUGGUGUUUCUACAAAACAGACUUGCUGUGGUUAAAAGUCUGUGCGUGAUAUUGUGGUGCGCACAAAAUGUACUCUUUUGCUUAAGUUUUCAUUUACCAAAUAAAAAUCUGCUGCUCCUUU